Molecule: messenger RNA, 507 nt
Organism: Gossypium arboreum
Lineage: Eukaryota; Viridiplantae; Streptophyta; Magnoliopsida; Malvales; Malvaceae
Exons: 2
Coding region: 1-507 (168 amino acids)
Source: RefSeq, a predicted model, not a curated record
AUGGCACCUUAUGAAGCAUUAUAUGGUCGAAGGUGUCGCACUCCGUCAUGUUGGACUGAGUUGGGUGAACGGCGUGUUCUAGGCCCUGAGCUAGUAUCUGAUACUGAGGAUAAGGUCUCGCCAUGCAAUAAGGUACUGAUAUUUCGGCGUAAAGGCAAGUCGAGCCCAAGGUAUAUUGGGCCUUACCGUAUUUUGAGACAAGUGGGACCGGUUGCCUACCAGUUGGAGUUACCUCCAGAAUUAGAGCGGAUUCAUGAUGUGCUCCAUGUCUCUAUGCUGAGACGCUACUGUACUAAUCCUACGCAUGUGGUACCGGUUGAGGAGAUUGACGUUAGACUAGAUCUGACUUUUGAGGAAGAACCAGUCCAAAUUUUAGAUCGAGAGGUAAAAGUCUUGAUAAGGAAGUCAAUCCCACUAGUAAAAGUUCUUUGGUGGAAUCACAGUUCUGAGGAGGCUAUGUGGGAACCCACAGAGCCAAUGUGGCAACAAUAUCUUCAUCUAUUCUAA